CACUUUGCUUUUCAAAUAGCUUUUUGCUUUUUCAGCGGAAAACCAUUCUGUAAAAUGAGGUCUGUAGUUUUCGUUGAAAAGAUUGAACUGGAUUUCUCUGGCAACAUAUUUGCUAAUGCAUUGGUUCUCGGUGACGUGGACAAUGAUUCGCUUCAUGAGUUGAUGGUCGGAAGUGUCGAUGGGGAAUUAUGGAUAUACAAAGGAGAUAACACAGUUCCCUUGGCAACUGCUUCAAAUCUAGGAAUGAUUGUAUGCACAGAAAUAGCUGAUGUUUGCAAUGCAAGUAAGAAUGUUGCUGUGGUUCUGUGUGCAGAUGGACUCUGUUACCUUUUUGCUAUUGACAAGCAAAGCAACGACAUCCAACAAGAAAGAAAACAGACACAGGCAGAUAAUGGUCCUGUUGCCACAGAUGGCCAGGGCACAGAAGAGCUACCUCAAGAAACAAGGAAACCUUUGACCUUGACUCCUUUUCACACUCAACAUCUCCCCGCCAAUUCAAAGGUGGUUCUCGUUGCAGAUAUUGAUAAUGAUGGUCAACUUGAGCUAGUUGUUGGAUACACAGAUAGAGUCAUCCAAGCGUACAGGUGGCAAGACAAAACAGUGCUUCCUGAGGAUGCUGAGGGAUCAGGAGAAAAGGGCUUUGUACUUCUUCAGAGAUGGAAUGUGGAUGGUCAGGUUGGUUCUCUCUCCCUGAGUAAGAAUGAUGAUGGCUCCCCUAUGCUAGUAGUCUCUCAACCAGGCUGUAAUUAUGCCGAGCUGAAAUGUAGCUGGAUUAUGCAACACGAUGCUAGGCAGGACAGUGCCGUAGAUCAGAGAGCCAACAAGGAUCCUUAUGUUUACAUGCAUCUAAUCACAUCCCUUAGGGCAAGACAUGCUGAUGUCUCGACAGAAAUUGUUGCUGGUUUAUCAAAAGGAGAGAAAGAAGGUAAUGAGGAUAUUGAACCUGAACCAGACCGGAUAGCAAUGUGUACUCUAGAUGGCACUCUGAUGUUGAUUGAACAGGAUAAGAGUCUUUGGUCAAGACUUGUUGACCAUCAGCUGUUUGCAUUGACCAAACUGGACAUCAUGUGCGAUGGUUGGGAUGAGGUAGUUGCGUGUGCAUGGGAUGGUCAGACGUAUAUCAUUGAUCACACACAGCAGUCAAUACGCUUUCAUCUCAAGGAGAGUGUCUGUGCUUUCACUGCAGGUCUUUACAGCACCAAUGGGAAGAACACGCCUUGCCUUGUUUACGCCACGUUCAACAACAAGAUCUACAUUUACUGGAACGUCCAGCUGCCAAGGAUCCGAUCGGCAAAUCUCAUCCAUGUUGCAUCUGCAAAUGAUGAACUGAAGGAGAGAUUGGACAAGUUAGGAAUAAAAUCUGAGGAUGAAAAGAGGGAGCUCUUUAAGCGACUGAUCUACGGAGGAUCCACGAAACCAACAUCCAAGCCUGAAGGGGUCAGCUAGAUCUCCCGAUGGUCCAAACUGAGGGACCCGUUCCUUGAAUCAGACCGACUGAGGGCAGUCUAUCUUCCUUGACCUGUUCCUUGAUAACAUGGUGCAUUCUUUGAAUGUCUCAAGCGAUGGAAACAGGAGCUGGAUCUAUGGCAAGGGUGAUAUAUGCAUUGCGCCUUUGAAUAGGCAUUCAGAUAAACAGUGCUUUACAGAUCGUAUCAUUAAUACCUGGGAAGGCUUAUGUGCUAUCCAUGUGAGGUUAGAGGAAUACAUAUAUAAUAGUAAUUCUAUAAAAAGAAAUAUUUUAUUUGAUAUUUUGGUUUCAUUUUAGUGCUAAAUAUGACAGGAACAACUUCAAAUGCAUAUUGAUGAUUUAUUAUGUAAUUUAAGAUGAAUAAGUGGAUCCUAAUCAAAUGAAGUUUGUAUGGAUACAGGUGAUCAGGCAUUGAUAUUGCCUGAAUGCAUGAAUUUACCGGUGAUGCGCUGGGCAUUAGUUAUAUAAUAUUGACUGGCCUUGAGGGGAAUAUCAAAUAUAUUGCCCACAAAAGAAUCAUAUUGGUCCAAGUCUAACACGAGGUCAAUAUGGUUCUUUAACCCUAAAAUGGCCGGGGGGGGUUGAAUCAACCCCCCCCCCUCAACAUCUUCUGCGAUCAUUCCGCCGCGCGAAUUUUUCUUACCGCGCCACUCGCAGAGUUUAUACUAUUAAGUCUCGCACAUCUUUUGAGACCAAAUUUAUGAUGCCCGGGUACGCGGUUCUGAAAUUACGCAACAUUUUGUAAGUGCAUGUCAGACCAAAAAUUGUUCCAAAACGUGAUUUUGUGUACAAAGUAAAUGCAAAUUGAGUUUUCUCAUCUUAUUCAUAAAGAUAUGAUUAUUUUUACUUUAAACAGCUGAAAGCAAUUGAUUUUAGCAUAAUUAUGCUUCAAAAAGGUUGUGCAAUAAAUCUGGUGAAAAAAACAAAGAAAAACAAAAGGUUGAAAAACAAAGAAAUACAUAAGAAAUUCAUAAAACAAUGAAAUACAUAAGAAAUUGAUUUUCAAAUCGAAGUUUUUUUCAAUUGCGAUUGUUAAGAAUGCUACAAAGAAUAUUUUUACAAAAAAUUAGCAUUCUAGGAGCUUUAUUUAGUGAAUUAGAGCAAAAAGUAUGAUUUAUGCAUAAAUUAGCAUAAUUAAUUCAUAUAAAAUGAAAUCUCAUUAUUUUGGAAAAUUUUACCAUACAGCCUUGUAGAUUACAUCGCACACUACCAGCGUGCAAAUUUUUGCGGCGCUCGCGCGAUCGGCGGCCGAGAUCUUAGGGGGGGUCGAAUCAACCCCCCCCCCCCCCCCCCCAGCCACAGAACAGCCAAAAAAGCCCGGCCUAGUUAGGGUUAAGGGCAAUGUAUUUGAUGGUCCCCGAAGGAAGAGCCAGUCAAUAUUUUUAUUAUCAUCCAAAUCAGAUGUCUAGAGCAAAAAUCAUGAAGAUGGAGUUAUUUCUUUCAAGAAUAUGGUUCUAUUGUGUCAUGUUUAUACCAGGGGCCAGGCUCUGCUCUUUACCAUUAUGACAUACUUGUAAUUAGAACAUUGCGUCCCUAGAGAUGCAUGUGAA
This is a messenger RNA of Lytechinus pictus (painted urchin), 3018 nucleotides long. Its product is annotated as KICSTOR complex protein ITFG2-like. The coding region runs from base 55 to 1446 and encodes 463 amino acids. The record is from RefSeq and is a predicted model, not a curated record. Gene Ontology annotation, cellular component: KICSTOR complex. Gene Ontology annotation, biological process: regulation of TOR signaling. The transcript is spliced from 14 exons. Lineage: Eukaryota; Metazoa; Echinodermata; Echinoidea; Temnopleuroida; Toxopneustidae.